AUGGAAUUCCGCUCGGCAAGGCGAGCAGUCCUACAGCUGCUGCGUACGGUGACUCCCACAGACCUCCCAGCGCUGCUCGAUUGGAUGCGAACUACCCGAGACUUUGAUGAAUUCACUGAAGAUAAUAACGACACUAUGCUGAAGAACAUAGCAGAGGACCUUCGGAAUUGCUUACCUCUAGAAACCAUGCUUUCCUCAGAACACCUAGCCCUCCAAAAAAUACGGCAGCAGCCAGAACCCACAGUUCACGUUGAUGCAUUCCUUUAUGAUGAAGACUUUAUUGAUUCAUUAUGUGAGGAAGGAAAAAUGAGCAGAAACUACUGCAUGGUGUGUGGCUCACACCAGACGGCUCCUUUAGGAUUUAUUUCUCAUUCCUUCUCCCUCAUGGAAUUGAAGUUCAUUUAUCAUCAUGUACUCCCUGAUCUGUCGGGAAAGGUCUUGGUUGACGUUGGCUCCAGGCUCGGCACAGUCCUUUAUGGGGGUUAUCUUUACAGUUCAGCCCUGCAACUAUAUGGAGUAGAAUUGAAUGGAGACUUUUGCCAGUUGCAGGAAAUGGUCAUAAAAAAAUACCAGUUCAUUGACAGAAUAAAGGUGCUUCAUGCGGACAUCUGUACCCAGGGUUCACUUCUGCAAAAUGCUGAUGUUAUUAUCAUGAAUAAUGUCUUCGAAUAUUUUCUUGAUGAGGCAGAACAGGCCAGAGCCUGGGAAUACAUCAGCCAUAAUGUAAGGAAACAAGGAUCAUUAUUAGUAACAGUACCAAGUCUUGAAGAUUCUCUGUCAGGCCUUCAGAUUAAUAUACAGUUAUCUUCCUGGGUUGAAGAGGUACCACUGAACUACAAUGUAUACCCAGAAAACCAUAUUGACAGAGAAGCUCUUGAACAAAUUCAUUUGUAUAAGAUUCUCUAACGUCAAAAUAGUCCUACCUCAAUGUAGUGGUUUGUUGAGUAUAUUACAAAUUAAUAAAAAAGAAA
Molecule: messenger RNA, 971 nt
Organism: Lutra lutra (Eurasian river otter)
Lineage: Eukaryota; Metazoa; Chordata; Mammalia; Carnivora; Mustelidae
Exons: 1
Coding region: 1-906 (301 amino acids)
Molecular function (GO): methyltransferase activity
Source: RefSeq, a predicted model, not a curated record